GCAGGCGAAACACUGAGGGAUACUGAAAAAAGACUUGUCAGUUGUGUGUCCCUGAAAAGAAGCCACAUAAUGUUUCAAAACGUUGCACACGACAUUAAAACGAAGACAAGAACGGGUGACGUUCUUAUAGCUGAAAAUGUUGAUUUUGCUGGUCUGUUAUUGUCAGACACUGUUUUGGCUGGACUGUCAGGGUCCGGCUUCAAAAAACCUUCUCCAAUACAGCUGAAAGCCAUUCCCAUAGGAAGAUGUGGUUUGGAUCUCAUAGUGCAAGCAAAAUCUGGUACAGGGAAAACUGUUGUGUUUACUACUAUUGCCCUGGAGAGCCUGCAGUUGGAAAGCAAUUCUACACAGGUGCUAGUUAUGGCUCCAACAAGGGAAAUUGCUGUUCAGAUAUGGGAAGUAAUGAAGUCCAUCAGCAGUGAAAUGAUCGGGAUCCAGUGUCGAAUGUUCAUAGGAGGGCUGCCUGUGAACCAAGAUAAACAGAAACUGAAACAUUGUCAUGUAGCAAUAGGCACCCCAGGUAGAAUAAAGCAGCUUAUUGAGAACGACAUGUUGAAGACAGAAAGCAUCCGUUUAUUUAUCCUUGACGAAGCAGACAAACUAUUAGAAGAAAGUUUCCAGGAACAAAUAAAUUGGAUUUACUCUAUGCUGCCAGACAACAAACAGAUGCUUGCUUUGUCUGCCACGUACCCUGAAUACAUGGCCCAGCAAUUGACUGUCUACAUGAGAAACCCAACAUUUGUUCGACUCAACUCGGAAGAUCCUGCUUUGUUGGGUAUUAAGCAGUAUUUUGAGACAGCCCCAUUCCACCCAUUUCCCCAUACUGUAUUUGAGAACAAGGUCAAGGUGCUCGUGAAAAUCUUGUCAUCUGUGAGCUUUCACCAGUGUUUGGUGUUCUCGAACCUACAAGCAAGAGCUCAGAGCCUCUGUGACAUUCUCAACAGCAAAGGAUGGCCAUCUGUAUGCAUUGCAGGAUGUCUGGAGCAAGAGAAACGACUACAGGCUAUGGAGAAGUUAAAAACAUUCAAGUGUAGAGUUCUAAUUUCCACCGACUUGACAUCACGUGGUAUUGAUGCAGAGAAUGUUAAUUUGGUGGUGAAUCUUGACCUUCCCCAUGAUCAUGAGACUUACCUACACAGGAUUGGCAGAGCAGGCAGAUUUGGAAGUUUUGGAGCAUCCAUUAUUCUCAUCAGUGGGGCAGAAGAGAGAGACCGAUUGAAAACUGUUGAGGCUAAGUGCAACACAUGUAUUCACCGUCUGCCAGAUCCUAUACCAGCAGACUUAGCAGAUACAGAUGUUCCAGUUAGUCUUGGUGAGCUGGUAACUGCCACAAAAAUUAUAACAAGACCAGAAGAAAAUGUAUCUCGUCCAACAGCUGAGGCAUGUGAAGAAUCAACAAGUGGAGAUUUUAGUCUUGCGGGAAAUAAUAAUACAUGCAAUUUGCCCCCAGUGGAUUCUUCCUGUGCUUCAAAGAAAUUACCUGAAAGGUCAUCAGAUACAGCUGGUUAUGUAGAAAAAAGUGAUUUAAGGGAAAAAUCUGUAAAUGAUUCAUUAAAUAGUCUUGCUGAAGCGGAAACACCAGUGGUUGACAUCCAACCCCAAGUUGAUGUUGUUAGUAAGACAGAAGAGGGAAAUGUCGAUUAUGAGGGGCAAUUUCCUACUUGUCAUUAUGAAACAGGUGCAAUGCAGGAACAUCCUGCAAUUUCUGAAGCAUGUUUAUUAAGUGAAGAAGGAAGCUCUGUUGAAGUCGUAUCAAAAGAUUUCCCAGAGACCAAUGGAUCUCUCAUGAAUACAGAUGUACAUACCAAUCAUAAUAAUGUCAGAGGUAUUACCAUUUCUAAAGAGGAACCUGCAGGUUCAUUGACAGAAGCCUUCAUGGAAACUGAACAGCUUGACGUUGGCAAAGAAAGUAAUACUUCCAAGAAAAAAGGGCGCAAGAAAAAGAAGACCAACAAUACCAUCUUGCAGGAAGAAUUUGGAGGUGGAGAAUGUUUUCAGAUUUUUAACACAGACAUGGUUAUAUUAGAAAGACCUGAGCCUUGCAAAGCAAGGUCACAUCUGCCACCUCCUCCAGUUAUUCGUGAUUUUAAGGCCAUCCAUACAUCAAAGAGUAAUAUAGGGAGCUCAACCCAUGAAACGAUGCCAGGCAAAUCUAAUCCUUCACUUACCCUUAAACAACCUGUUUCCUCAGAACUUCCAUUAUCAAGCAGUUGUUCCAUGAACACAGACAAUCCUAAACCCUUCCCAAGUAAAGAUGUCUGGACAGGUACAAAUGCCCCAUUUAAAUUUGAUGUUCAUGGGCGGAAGAAAAUUGUUGCUGUGCGAAGACGAAGAUUUGGUAUAGCAACAAACAGUUAUCAAAAACAUGAAAACAAUGAUUGUAACGUUAACUAUGGAAAUUCUCAUGAAAAUAACACUCUGGAUAAGAUUUGUAUCACCGAUGGGAGGGACCAUGGGGUGUCUGUUAAACCUGAGAAAAAGUCUGUGAAUGCAAAUUCUUCAAUGACGGCAACACAGGCAGCAACUGAGGACCAGAGUACUAAGCCCAUAAAUGGAGAUUUGAAAAGCCAUACUUAUUCUAAUGCAUUGGAAAAUUACGAGAAUUUCUUGCAAACAUGGGAUGAGACCUCAGAGAUUGCAGAUGUUGGGGACUGGAUCACUCUUUUGAUGCAGAAAUGCAAGGCUUCAAGAAGUGGGAGAUCCAAUGGGAUUUCACGUGAAAUGGUGUCUAAGACUUUAAAUGAUGUUAAGCCCAGCCACAUAAAUGAUUUGAAUGAUUCACAGAGAAAUGUUGAGAACAAUUCAUCAGACAACCUUUCUAAAGAGCUGAGGACACUUUCUCUUAAAGAUGACCUUCCACAUAUUGCAACAUGCAAUCCAACGUCAAUCCAAAGUGACCAAGUUUCAAGUAGGUCAGAGGUAACUGAUGAUUCUGAGAAUGCUCCAAAAUUUCACACAAAGGUGGGUUCAGGACAGCAGCUAAAAGGAAAGACUGGUAUCAACUCCAUUAGUUUAGAUUCCUUAUCACAGAUAUCUAGUUCAACAAUGUUAAAGCAAAUUUCAAGUCAUCCUGAAGCUAUAGCCAGUUUGAAUGGAACAAAGUUGCAACAAGCUCCUAUUGACUCAAAAACUCAAGGUGGUUAUCUUGGUACAACAUCAAAGACAACUAAGCCAAAAAUAGCAAAAGAUUCUUCAGAUCAAGCAAUAAAAUGGCAAAUCAGUCAAAAACAUAGUACAAAGUUUACACACGACAAGUCCACAUCAGGAAAUUCUUCAAGUUCAAUCUUCAGCGAUACUUCCAGUUCAUCCGAAUCCAGCUAUGAUUCGGGCUCGGAAUCGGAUUGUGACAGUGACGGUGAAAGUGAGGAGUCUCCUGGUAAUUACUAUAGCAAUUACGGGGAUAAAAAAUCAUGUGAUGAGCGAUAUUCUGGAAAGAAUACAUUUCAGGAUGAGACAGAGGAAAGCCUGAAAUGUGAUGGACAUGGUUACAAUUUCAAGAACCACCAGGAACAACCAAAGUACAGCCAUCAUACCCAAUAUGUAGGAUAUGACCACACAAGUGUACCACAUGGAAAUCCAGAAUCGGUUCAUCACUACCCUAUGCCCCACUGGUACCACAACCAGUAUUAUUAUCCUUGCGCUCCACCUUACCCACCCCACUGGAGCUACCCUCCUUGGUAUGCACAUUACCCCUACCCCUACCCGUACCACCUUCCCCCAAAUACUUACUAUCCGCAGAGCCACAAAAACCCACGGAUAAACACUAUGAACAAUUUUCUAAAUGGCGAUUUGGAAGAAACUGACUGUCACAAGAUGAAGAAAAUUCUGAAAUGUCAGUUUGAUUACCUAAAAUAUAUGAAGAAGCCGUAGUUUACAGUGGUAGUUGUAAAACAUGUUAGUAACUUUCAUCACGAAAUAAGGUGUUAAACUGACCUCACAAACUUUCCAAUAAUUCGAAAUAUGAUAAGCCUAAUUGCAUGUCUUACAAUGAAGAUUUGUCUUUUAUAUACUAGUAUGCAUGUUUUGUGCAGCGACGUUUUUAAGUUUUACGACGCUGGUGCAUGUAAGUUUUGAAUUGGGGGCUGGGGUCCCAACAGUGUUUAGUAACACUAAUAAAAAGAACUGUAACAAAUAUGCAACCAUUAUACGUUGUCUUUUGCCAUAAGAUUAACGUUUUGCAAGUACGUACGUGAACUCAAAUUUUGGGAGGUAGAACGAAAACAUUUGGUGUGCAAUUUGCAUUAUCAAUAUUUUGAAGUAAAGAAACAAUUAUGCAUUUUACCAAAAACAACGCUUAGUUGUCGACUGAAGAGCAUAGUGUGAAAGGACAAAGUGAAAGUUGUCUGAUUCUGAUCUCAAUGGACGAUUCUCCUGGAGAAAAUUUGGACAUCGGUAUCAAAGAAAAUGUUACUCAAUACUGGUAUAUCAGGGUCCAGUGUUCUUCCAAGGAAUAUGUAUAUAAUCUUUGUCUCUGGAACCAAAUAAACUGUAUACGUCCUCAUGACUCUUUUCGGCCUCUAACAUAUCUUGAAAUGCAACACAAAGCCGUCUGAUUGUAUAGGGGGCCAAUACUCCACAGCAAGAUCGGACUUGAGUCAAAAUUAUAGCCUACGACCCAAGAAGUUUAUAAUGGGAUAGACCAUACUUCACACCAUGUAGUCACAAUGAAAAGACCAAAAAUAAGCGUUCAGAUAACAAGGUAAAUUUGGGCUGAAGGCAACUAAAUCAUAAGUUGUUUGGGAUUUCUCGAAUACAUGUUGGGUUAAGGCGAACAGCUGUUCCAUUUCAAUUUGCUCAAUUAAGACCUACAACGGAUGGUCGUCUGUUUUCCCCUC
Liolophura sinensis is the source of this 4835-nucleotide messenger RNA. RefSeq lists its product as uncharacterized. The coding region runs from base 70 to 3870 and encodes 1266 amino acids. The record is from RefSeq and is a predicted model, not a curated record. NCBI's taxonomy places the organism in Eukaryota, Metazoa, Mollusca, Polyplacophora, Chitonida, Chitonidae. Gene Ontology annotation, molecular function: ATP binding; nucleic acid binding; RNA helicase activity. The transcript has 10 exons.